Molecule: messenger RNA, 1714 nt
Organism: Mus pahari (shrew mouse)
Lineage: Eukaryota; Metazoa; Chordata; Mammalia; Rodentia; Muridae
Gene: Coq2
Product: coenzyme Q2, polyprenyltransferase
Exons: 7
Coding region: 1-1125 (374 amino acids)
Biological process (GO): ubiquinone biosynthetic process
Cellular component (GO): mitochondrial inner membrane
Source: RefSeq, a predicted model, not a curated record
AUGCUGCGCUGGGGAGGCGCGGGGCUGUCGCGCGGCCUGCGGGCCGUCCCGUCCGCAUGGCUGCGAGGUCCGCGCGGACUCCCGCUGGCCCUGGCGCGCAGUGCAGGGGCUCUGGGCGCGCGGGACCGGCGAGCCCCGGCCCCCGGGACGCAGCGCGGCCGAGCUCUCAGCCUGUCGGCCGCGGCCGUGGUGAACUCGGCGCCCCGCCCGCUGCAGCCUUACCUGCGCCUCAUGCGCCUGGACAAGCCGAUCGGAACCUGGCUGCUGUAUUUGCCAUGCACUUGGAGCAUUGGUCUGGCUGCUGACCCAGGCUGUUUCCCAGACUGGUACAUGUUAUCCCUUUUUGGCACUGGAGCUAUUCUGAUGCGUGGAGCAGGCUGUACUAUUAAUGACCUGUGGGACCGUGACUUCGAUAAAAAGGUUACGAGGACAGCAAAUCGCCCAAUUGCUGCUGGAGACAUUUCAACCUUCCAGUCCUUCGUCUUCCUUGGGGGACAGCUGACCUUGGCACUGGGCGUUCUCCUGUGUUUGAACUACUACAGUAUAGCAAUGGGAGCAGCGUCCUUACUUCUUGUCGUCACCUACCCACUAAUGAAAAGAAUCACGUUUUGGCCUCAGUUGGCCUUGGGGUUGACUUUUAAUUGGGGCGCGUUACUUGGAUGGUCUGCUGUCAAGGGCUCCUGUGACCCUGCUGUAUGCCUGCCUCUGUAUUUUUCUGGAGUUAUGUGGACACUGAUAUAUGAUACUAUCUAUGCCCACCAGGACAAGAAAGACGAUGCUCUGAUCGGCCUAAAGUCCACAGCACUGCUGUUCCAGGACAACACCAGGCAGUGGCUCAGUGGCUUUGGGGUCGCCAUGGUGGCAGCGCUGAGCCUGGCAGGAGCCAACAGUGGUCAGACUGUCCCCUACUACGCUGCCGUGGCUGCGGUGGGAGCCCACCUGGCUCACCAGAUUUACACUGUAGACAUCCACAGAGCUGAGGACUGCUGGGACAAGUUCACCUCCAACCGCACUGUAGGAAUGCUCCUGUUCUUAGGGAUUGUCCUUGGAAACCUGUGCAAAGAGAAGACGGAAGAAGCAAAAGAAGCCGAAGCCGUUAGAGUGGGAAGUAAGCAGACAAGCUGAGCUUGGUCCCUCAAGAAGCAGAGGCAGGAAAACCGUGAGGUCAAGGCAUCAAGCGGCAUAGUCUCAGAGAAGCACACCGGCUAGAGUGGCAGCUCAUGGGAAGUGUGCGUGGGUACCAUGCAGUAUGCCCAGGGCUCUAGGUUCUCUCCUAGCAAAUACACUCAUUGGUAAAACUCUCAGGGCUUAAGACCACGUUGUUAGGUUUGGAUGAGCAAUCUGUUAAAGAAGUAAGAAGCACUUGGGCAGCGUGUGCUGGACUUUACUGCAGCUGCUUUCAACCAACCCCCUGUCACAGCGCCUGUCCCAGGGACCUGGGGUUGGUUAGACCCCAGUGUUUGCGUUCUGCAACCUUCUGUCCUUGUUCCUUCUCAUCGGAAGUUUCAGGAACUUCAGAAAACAACUUGCGUAACUCAUCUAACGGAUUUUAUGAAAUGGCUGUGUGCUUUAUUUCUCACCAAGAAUCUCCUGUGAGAAGUUGGGGCACAUUAUUCUUUAUUGUGACCUGUACUCACUGCGAAAGCUCUAAUUCAGGAAGCCAUUCUGAUUCUAGAUGUUUCAGAAAGAUGUAAGCAAAUAAAGUUGUUAUUUA